AUGCGGUGGACCAUGUGCGCACGGGAAGUGUGCUUCAAGAGCGAGCUGCUCAGGCAGUUUUUCCUGAACGGCAAAGCGCUGCCCGUCGAGCGUGGCAGCGGUGCCGACCAGCCCGUCAUCGGUGCUUCAGCGCGGCGGCUGGGGGCGGGAGACUGGAUCCACGUCUUCCCGGAGGGCCGCGUGCAGCCGGCGGGUGACGUCGGCGCGUUCCGACAGGUUUGGAGAAACCGCACGCCCGUCCCUUGA
Monoraphidium neglectum is the source of this 246-nucleotide messenger RNA. Its product is annotated as Tafazzin. The transcript has 3 exons. Lineage: Eukaryota; Viridiplantae; Chlorophyta; Chlorophyceae; Sphaeropleales; Selenastraceae. Bases 1 to 246 code for a protein of 81 amino acids. Gene Ontology annotation, biological process: phospholipid metabolic process. The record is from RefSeq and is a predicted model, not a curated record.